GGAGAUUAAGUUAUUAAUUCUCUUUGUGAUGGAGACACAGUAAGCUGUAUAUGAUGCUACUAUGUCUCCAUUGGGACACGUUUGUGUGUUCAUUGUUUUAUAUGGAGGGAUUGUUUCUUCUUAAUGUUUUGUUACUUUGUUUUCAUCAAUAAUAGCAUUGUUGAAUCCUCACACUUUGUACUCUAAUUAAAAGGUUACUGCAUGGUACAUACUACUGUCCACAUAUAUAGUCAAGAGUUAGAGAGGAAGUCUUAUGGAAUAUAUGUUGGAGGAUAUUGGGCACAGGUGCUUGUCCAACUUGCUGUUCUUGCUGGUGUGUUGGUGUAUUGUAAUUUCAGUUCCUGUUCUUUGUUAAUGAACGAGCAGAAGAUCGAUUGCCAGAAAAGAAUUCAUCAUCACAACCAUGGACUAAUUAAUGAUCCUAACUUUGAACUUGGUAGCCAUUCUACUCAUCAGCUCUUGGGUCUGCAACAACAGCCUUGGGACAUGGGAGUUUGGGUUCAGCAACCCACCAUGGAUCAGGGAGUGUCACAGCUUCAAAAUCUUGGGACUGAAAAUGUACCAAGUAGCAUUAUGAGUCGAUUUGAAUCUCCGGCUUCGGCUUUCUUUGCAACGGAAAGAUUCAUGGGAUUUCCUUCACACUAUGAGUCUCAAGAUGGUGAAAAUUCAUAUCCUCAACAGUUCCCUUCUAGCCAAUCUUAUGAAGAAAGUUUUCAAAUGGAAUCAUCAGAGGACAUCAGAAAUACCUUGCAAUCAAUUGUAAAAUCCCAAACCAAGGGCUCUCCAUCUUAUAAAUCCUCUGAGAAGUCUAAUCAAAUCCCAUGCAACUAUUUGUCAGGCAGUAAGUUCUUUCUGCAUCAACAAAAUACUACUGCCUCAGUUAAGAGACCCUUUUCACUUGCUUUCAAAGACAAUCUGGAACAAGGCUAUUGUAAUGUAUUCAGUACUACUCCGGUUGCGCAAGCGAGCUUCUUUUCUCAGCAAGCAAAGCAGUCUCCAAGAACUUCCUCAGGAUCUGCAUCUGCAACCUAUGGUGAUUCUCCUUCAAUUAGUCCAUCGCUCUCGAGUAAGACACGUAUACGAUGGAACCAAGAUCUUCAUGAGAAGUUUGUUGAGUGUGUAAAUCGCCUUGGGGGUGCUGACAAAGCAACACCUAAGGCAAUACUGAAGAUGAUGGGAUUGGAGGGAUUAACCAUCUUUCAUAUCAAAAGUCAUUUGCAGAAAUAUCGAAUCGCAAAAUAUUUGCCAGACUCAGCAGAAGGAAGAUCUGAAAAAAGAGCUCAUGUGAAUGCCGAACCUCAGCUUGACGUGAAAACUGGAUUUCAAAUCAAGGAGGCACUGCAACUACAACUAGAUGCCCAGAAGCAACUUCACGAACAACUGGAGAUUCAGCGAAGUUUACAGUUGCGCAUUGAAAAACAAGGGGAGCAGCUCAAGAAAAUGUUUGACCUGCAGCAAAAAACAAGUGAUAGCUUGUUAAAGACUUCAAACCUGGAUUUUAGAUGCCAUGAAGUUGGUCCAUCAAAUAAUGAAGUUCAAGUUUCCAGUACUGAAGGUUCUGGGAGUUCCCACUGUCCAUCCAAGAUAAGUUAGCCCAGAAAGCACAUCCUUAGGUCAUGUGGCUGCAACAAAGCUUCACAGAAUCAAGAACCCUUUAGAUGCUUCUACAAGGUGAAGAAAGAAAAACUAGCAGAAACUACACUAGAAGACGAUACGAAAAUCUCAUGUGUAUGUUGGCUGAUAGAAUAGAUGCUGCAGAAUGAUUUUUGUCAUAUUCACAUAAAGUUGUUUGGGUGGCGGUUUUGGUAACAAAUUAACAAUCACUUACCAACAUUUUCUCAUGCUUUCAUGCUCCUCAAGUUUUGCUCUAUUCAAUGAUGCUGAGAAACUAAAUAUUGAAUUGGUUGUAAAAGGAGAUAAUUCUUGAGAGGUGAUUGAUCGAUCACCUUCCAACAUCAGAUCAAUUGUAUCAGUUUCAUCACUUCGUAGAUACACAACUGCAUGCCUCAGUAGUCAGUUAUUCAGUUUUUUUUCGAUGACAAGUCAGUUAUUCAGUUAAUAUGUGCGAACUAUGUACAUCUUU
Molecule: messenger RNA, 2083 nt
Organism: Argentina anserina (silverweed cinquefoil)
Lineage: Eukaryota; Viridiplantae; Streptophyta; Magnoliopsida; Rosales; Rosaceae
Product: myb family transcription factor PHL5
Exons: 8
Coding region: 202-1593 (463 amino acids)
Molecular function (GO): DNA-binding transcription factor activity; DNA binding
Source: RefSeq, a predicted model, not a curated record